Silurus meridionalis is the source of this 5144-nucleotide messenger RNA. Its product is annotated as Fc receptor-like protein 5. Gene Ontology annotation, biological process: cell surface receptor signaling pathway. Gene Ontology annotation, molecular function: transmembrane signaling receptor activity. NCBI's taxonomy places the organism in Eukaryota, Metazoa, Chordata, Actinopteri, Siluriformes, Siluridae. The record is from RefSeq and is a predicted model, not a curated record.
AUGGGUGCUUUUUCACUGAUCCGAGUUGGACAAGCUCAAGUUAAACCAGUUCUGUCUGUGCAGCCGAAUUCACCCCAAAUAUUCAGAGGAGAGACAGUUACACUCACAUGUACUAUUCCAGGAGGAAUGAGACUGUACCACUGGUACAGAGAUGAUUUUCAUGUUCAGGACUCUGUUAAAAAUGUCUUCACUAUAAAAAUGUAUCAAAGUUACAAAUACAAAUGUUAUGGGUCUUAUAGUCUACGGUCAACGACACUAUGGAGUAAUAAAGUGACUCUCACAGUAAUAGAAAAACUUAAACCUGAACUCACAUCAGAUCUUAAAGGAGCUGCACUGACAGGAAACUCAGUGACUCUGUACUGUACACUGAAGCUGCAGUCUGCUGGAUGGAAGUUUUAUUGGAGCAAAGACACACAGAGACGUGAGACUGAGACUGAAACACACUCCUACACCAUCAGAUCAGUUAAUGUUUCUGAUGGAGGUCAGUACUGGUGCAGAGCUGGAAGAGGAAUCCCAGUCUACUACAUACACUACAGUGAUGCACUCUGGGUAAAUGUUACUGAGAAUCUUAAGCCUGUGGUGAUCAUAAAGCCUGAUCAUCAUGUGUUCAGAGGAGAGACUGUAACUUUCAGAUGUGAUAUACAGGGAGGAGGAGACACUGAGUGGCAGUACAACUGGUAUACGAAUAAUAGCCAAUUAUACCACAAUACACAGGAGUUCAGCCUCAACUCAGUUAUACAUGAAGACAGCGGUAACUACACCUGCAGAGGAUUGAGAAGCAGUGACACUCAGAUAUCAGAGAUCAGUGAUGCUGGUACUCUCACUGUAUCAGAAACAGCAGAGGCAGUAGUCAGUGUGUCUCCACAGAGUUGGCUGACUGAAGGAGACUCAGUGACUCUAAACUGUGAGAUUGAAUCCUCCUCUACAGGCUGGACAUUCAGCUGGUACACAGAUGUUCUCUACAGAGACACAGGUUCCUACAGGCACAGACCAGAGCUUCUCACAGACAGCAGCAGAGGAUCUGGAGGAUCCUACACACUCAGUCCUGUUACUCUGAACCACACAGGAGUUUAUAUGUGCAGAGCAGUGAGAGGAGAACAAGACUAUUACUCACAGUACAGCAAACAACAGCCACUGUGGAUCACUGGUGAAUCUUCUCCAGUGUCUCUGAUCAUCAAUCCCAGUAGAUCUCAACACUUUACUUCUGCUUCUCUCUCACUGAGCUGUGAGGACCAGACAAACUCUAAUGGAUGGACAGUGAGACGAUACACACAAAAUGAGACAUGGUUUGAUUGUUCAUCAGUUUCAGGAUUUAACAUCAGCCCUCUCGAUAUAUCACACACUGGAGUUUACUGGUGUCAGUCUGAAUCUGGAGAAUGCAGUAAUCCUGUCAACAUCACAGUGCACAAUGGUGAUGUGAUCCUGGACAGCCCUGUCCAUCCCGCGACUGUUGGGCGUUCCCAGACUUUACACUGUUUAUAUCGCAAAACAACAAAUCCAGCUUCUGGUGUAGAUUUCUAUAAAAAUGAUUCGGUGGUCCAGAGCAAGACUGCAGGGGAGAUGUUUAUUCAUAGUGUCUCAAAGUCAGAUGAAGGUUUCUACCACUGUAAACACCCCGAGAGAGGAGAGUCACCAAAAAGCUGGAUUUCAGUCAACUAUCAAAUCUCAGGUUCUGGGUUUGGUAUUGAUAAAGUAGCUGUUGCUGUUGGAGUGAGUUCAGCUUUGCUGUUCAUCAUCCUCUUACUGAUCGUGCUGUGGUACUGUUGGCACAAAUCCAGCAAAGAAAAGAACAGAGAAAUGCAGCAGAGCAGCAAUCUGACCCCAGAUCAAAACCCAGGAGAAUUUUUUCCUGUAGAAAAUGUGCACAUUUAUGCCACUGUGGAAAAUGCCAGUAAAAGCGAUGCUGCAGCUGAGCCCAAUGCGGCUGUUUACGCACAGGUCAUGAAGAAAGACAAGCCAUACAAAAAUAAAGAUGAUGAAGAUGCUGAACCCGGUGAUGUGACCUAUAUUGAGCUUGAACAUAAGCCACAGAACGAAGCAAGUAAAAAUCAAGUGAAGCGCAUUGUAGAAUCUGAUACUGUUUACUCGGAGCUGAAGCAGAACACAUUAACACAGGCCACUGAUCAGUCAGGCAUACAUCAGUGUGACAGGAUGGAGCUCCAUCCACUCUACUUUAAGAUUUUGCUUAUUUCACUGAUCCAAGUUGGACAAGCUCAAGAUAAACCAGUUCUGUCUGUGCACACAAAUUCACUCAAAAUAUUCAGAGGAGAGAGAGUUACACUUACAUGUGAUAUUCCAGGAGGAAGUAAAACGUACAACUGGUACAGAGAUAAUGUUCCUGUUCACAGAUCUGAUCAUUAUGUCUACACUAUAAACAUAGAACAGAAUCACAAAUACAGAUGUUAUGGGUCUGGUAAUGGAUGGUCAACACUACUGAGUAAUGAAGUGAUUCUCUCAGUGAUAGAGAGACCAAAAGCUGUUGUGACUCUGCAGCCUGAUGGACAGAUAUUCAGUGGAGAGAAAGUCACUUUCACAUGUAAAAUAAAAGGAGAUGGAGACACUGAAUGGACAUACAAUUGGUAUAAAGAUGAUGCCCAGAUUUUCUCUGAAAUUGUACAUAUGAAAUAUCCAUUCCUUGCUAGAGAGUCUAACAGUGGUAAAUACAACUGCAGCGGUCAGAGAAAAAGCGACUCUCAGAGCUCAGAAACCAGCAACGCUGUUACACUCACUGUGUCAGAAAAACCUAAACCUGAACUCACAUCAGACCCUAAAGAAGCUGCACUGACAGGAAACUCAGUGACUCUGUACUGUACACUGAAGCUGCAGUCUGCUGGAUGGAAGUUUUACUGGAGCAAAGACACACAGAGACGUGAGACUGAGACUGAAACACACUACCACACCAUCAGAUCAGUCAGUGUCUCUGAUGGAGGUCAGUACAGGUGCAGAGCUGGAAGAGGAAACCCAGUCUACUACACACACUACAGUGAUGCACUCUGGGUAAAUGUUAUUGAUCCUGAACCUAAUAUUGAUAAAGCAGUUGUGGCUGUAGGAGUGGGUUCAGCUUUGCUGUUCAUCAUCCUCUUACUGAUCCUGCUGUGGUGGUGUUGGCACAAAUCCAGAAAAGAAAGGAAUAAAGACAUCCAACAGAACAGCAAUCUAACACCAGGCCAGAACCCAGUAGAUGAGGACUCUCUGUCAGGAUACAUAUCACUCCAGUCUGAAAAUGUACACAUUUAUGCCACUGUGGAGAAUGCAGAUAAAAGUAAUGCCGUAGCUGAACCCAGUGGGGCCAUUUAUGCACAGGUCUUGAAGAAAAACAAGCCAUACCACAAUAAAGAUGAAGAUGCUGGACCCAGUGAUGUCACUUACAUUGAGCUUGAACACAAGCCACAGAAUAAAGUGAGGGAAAAUCAAGUGAAGACCAAUGUAGAAUCUGAUACUGUUUACUCAGAGCUGAAGGAAAACUCAUAGAUUCCAUCAGAGAACAGAAGGUGCUUGUGGCUGAACAGGGCUGUUUCUGGACAUUCUGGCCUCCAUUCUUCUACCUUCCAGAAUAAAUAAAAGGCACUUGAAACAAAUAUAAUCUCCAAUCUCUAAACCGUUAUCAGUACUUUAUAAAUGUCUUUAAAUGUUUAUAUUAAUACAAUUUUAACUAAGGUCAAUAAAAUUUAAAAAAGGUCAUAUAAACCAGCUUAUUCUUCAUGACUCACUAUAUGGAAUAAGGAAAAUUUUAGCCUGCUCUUUACAGUAAAAUGAGGGUAUAAUGCCUUUUUUAUUGAGCAUCACCGACUGAUGUUUUUAUUUACAAAUGUAUAGUUUUUCUUAGUAUUUUUGUACGUCGUCAUGGCGCUCACACUGUUUGUAACUCAAUAAACCAGCUGCAAAUAAUAAUCCAUCUUGAAAUGGUGCAGAUGCGAAUCAGCAGAAUAAGACUAUUUUAAUAAUACUUUACAAUCAAAAAUACUUGAUGAUGGCUCACAUAGCUGUAGAGCAUUGCUUUGUGUGCUGUUUAGCUUCUCGCUUAGCAGCCUCUGAGGGAUGCAUGCAUUUUGGUGCCACUGAAAUGCAUUUAGAUGGUUGGAACUCACAUGAAUGGUGAAUAAAAUGAUGAUAUUAACUGGUUCCACUUAAGAUGAGUGACAGUUGUUUAUAUUCAUGAACAAAAGCCUUUUCUUAUGCUGCCCAUUUUGAUUGGUGAACUAGUGUAUAGGUUUGUUAGGGUUAUGGAGGCCCCUCAAAUAUUGCAGUAAUUUAAUUCACAUCUAUCCAGAUGUAGUUACAGAGCAAUCACUGCAAAUGGCUGUACCCAAUAUAAACACUUACAAAAAAAAAUAUAGACACUCAUCUCAAGACUAAAAAGGUAGCGAGAGUGUUUGCCAUCUCACCUACCAAGAAAACACAGACAAUUUUGCUCUCUUGUUUCCCAGGCAUAUAUUUCUACAGCAUAAUUAGCAUCAAUAGGAUCUAAUCCUAUAAUACCAGGUCAAACAGUGAUUUUAAUGAGGGUCAAUACUUUUUUUUUAAUAUAGUUAAUGUUUUUAAAAAGAUGAUCCUUAAUAAUUAAUAUAUUAAUAGAUCUCUUACAUAACAAAUAUCCCUUUCAAAAGCUGUUAUAUCCUACUUGUUCCCAUCUGACCAUUUGUUAUAAAACAGUACCCCCUUCACCCUGAUAUUCUACAUUAUAUUAAAUAAUAAAUAAUAAAGCUGAAUUAAAUGUUGGCUCAGAAUUCACAUGCAUGUAAAUAAAUCUGUGCAUUAAAAAUUUUAUACUUGGAGCUGUUUCCAACUUUGACUAAGUCAUCAAUUUUAUUUAUGUUCAUUAUCCUGGCUAGUGGUGAAAUCCUGUGAACCAGCUCACAUUAAUACAUUCUAAAUUACAGGAUGUUUUUGGCAGUAAACCAUUAUAGUUAUUAGUAGUAGUAUAAGUAGUAGUAUUGUUGUUGUUGUUGUUGUCAGUUUGUUUGUUGUUUGCUUGAUUCUAAAAAAUCAAGCAAUACACUAAGAGUUGAAUGUCUUCCAUCUGUAAAGCAGCUGUAAGACUGCUCAGGUGCAGUUCAGUCUCUGACCAGCAGGAGGAGUAAGUCCUGCCACAAAGAAUUUGUUGUUAUUGAGCUUUGUUUUUACCCAAUAAACUGCAAAGCCGA